Molecule: messenger RNA, 1095 nt
Organism: Mucor mucedo
Lineage: Eukaryota; Fungi; Mucoromycota; Mucoromycetes; Mucorales; Mucoraceae
Exons: 6
Coding region: 1-1095 (364 amino acids)
Cellular component (GO): Golgi apparatus
Source: RefSeq, a predicted model, not a curated record
AUGAAUCAUCUUGGCCUUGUUCAAAAUUGUGCCAUGGACAAACAUGGCAAAGGUGUAAGUGAGUCUGAUUUGAUUUAUCAUUCUCUGUUUAUAAUCGCACAAGUAUUUCAAGUAAUUUUAUGUGCAGAUGCAUUGUAUCAAAGAAACACAGCUCAACUGUGUGCAUUAAUAACCUUUGGUCUCUCCGUUGUCAGUAAUUAUGCUGGCAUUCAGUUACAACAACAUGUUAUUUUAGAAAAUGCAGUUUGUGGAGAAGAAACCUUCUGGGUGCCUGUAGAACAUCGCUGGACCGAUGAUCUGAUGGGUAUGAAUACUGCUAAGUCUUUCUAUGGAAAUAUCAUGCGACCCGUAGAAUACACAAUUAUUGCCAUGAUUCCUGUAUUUUUUGUUAUGUUGGCCUUUUUCGGUUGGCGCUUGCGUAAGCAAUUUGCCUGGGAUAAUUAUAGAAAUUUCUCUGCUGAUAUGAGAGUCCGAAGCGCAUUAAUUAUGACAAGUCUCUUGAUGACAUUACUUAAACUCGAUUUCUUUUUUGUGUUCUCUUUUGCAGCACAAUUAAUCCCAUCACAAGAUUUGGGUUACGAUGAUUCUGUUACGGAAACCGUAUUGGUGUUUGUUUUAGGCGGUGUCGGAUUGGCUUUGGCAUUGAUCGCCGUCUACAGGGAGAACAAAUAUGCUAUGGGUACUUUUAUUGGGUGCGGAGUACUUGCCAUCGCGUAUUUUAUUUAUAGAAUUGUUGUGAUUGCGCGACCUCGUCCUGUCACAGACGAUCCUUACCUUCACACUCGACAAUUUUUAAUUUUCACUACUGUGAUAGCCGCAGCGCUUUUGCUGGGUACUAUUAUCGUUGCUUGCAAAUGUUUCUGGAACGUACACAAAGGUCUCGUAAUUUUCAAGGAUACAGCCAUGCACAAGAACAAAGUUUACGGAAAUCAAGAAGCGGCGAUUGAUCAUGAUAGUUUAGAUGAUGGGUAUGAAAUGGCUUCUGGUAAACAUGUGGCUCAUAAUGCCAGUAAAACUUUAUUAGAAGUAGAACAUUCACCAGAGCAACAUUCCAAAACUCAACAAAAUAACUCCAACAUGUGGGCUAUCGAAUAG